AACCCUUUGGUUGCUGUCUUCCCACAGAUUGUCCACAAUUCCCGAGUUCUGGACGAGGUGUACUUCCCUGAGAAUGAUUCAGAGUCACGGACGGGAGAACAUCGGUGGGGAUAUGGAGACCUGGCGGAUGAUGAAGACUUCAUGGGGGAUGAGGCCUCUGGAGACGACAACGGCAGCAGUGAAAUUGGCAGUGGAACUCCCACCGCAGACGGGCAUACGCCGGUAACGACGUCAACAGUCACUUCCUUCUCCACAGUUUAUUACAGAGCUCUAGUGAAUUUCACCAAGUCUAUAGACUACACGUCGGACCUGGACAAUGUCUCCUCCGACCAGUUUCGGGAUCUGUCAGAGGCUGUGGUCGACACGCUGGAGUCGGAAUAUUACAAAAUCUCUGGAGAACAAAUGGUUAAUGUUGUAUACGUCAAAUUGAUUGAUGGCGAUGUGUUUGUGGAGCUGGAUGUGGGAUCAGAAGGUAACACCAAUGAUGGACAAAUCCGCCAGGUGUUGUACUCCGUGAUUGAGAGCGGCUCCAUUGCCAACUACGUCACCUCCACCCGGGGAUUCCAAUUCCGAAACCUGGGAGCUGCACAAACACCCCCACCUCCUAUUGGGUUUGAGCCUCCAGUCACCCCUCCAGUGCGUACAUGUAUGGUGGAUGAGUUCACCUGCACCAGCGGAGAGUGCGUCCCCUUGGAGUUCAGAUGUGACCAGCGCCAUGAUUGCCGGGACAUGUCCGAUGAAGAAGGGUGCCCUGAACGUGUGCUCUGCGGUCACACGGACUUUACAUGUGGCAGCGGCGAGUGUAUUCCCAGAAUCUAUUACUGCGAUGGCCGAUUUGACUGCCGGGACUCGUCUGAUGAGAGUCAAUGUGAACCCGGAGCGUCAAUCGUGACCACCCCCUCUGUCAUCACUACAAGACCGAUAUACACCCCCCGCCCCGCCACCACCCCUCCCCCGCCCGUAUACACCAGGCCGCCGGUGGUUGCCACCACACCUUUCAGGCAUCCCAAGCCCCCCAUAGAUGAGCCGCGCCCAUGUCGGAGGGAAGAGGCGCGGUGCCCCAAUGGACAGUGUAUUCCCCGCGAUUAUCUGUGCGAUGGAGAACGUGACUGCAAAGAUGGCAGCGAUGAGCUGAACUGCGGUACCCCCUCCCCCUGCGAGCCCAAUGAGUUCAAGUGUAAGAACGGACGCUGUGCCCUGAAGCUGUGGCGAUGUGAUGGUGAUGAUGACUGCGGGGACAAUUCUGAUGAGAUAAACUGCCCCACUAAAGGGCCGAGUGACAUGUGUGCCCCCGAGCAGUUUGUCUGCGUCCAGUCCCGGAUCUGUAUCCCAGCAAGUUACCAGUGUGACGAGGAGGCCGACUGUCCCGACCGAUCCGAUGAAGUCGGCUGCAGUCCUCCCCAGGUGAUCACCCCUCCAGAGGAAAGUAUCGUUGCCUCCCGGGGGGACACGGUGCGUUUUACUUGUGUUGCCAUUGGUAUCCCGACUCCCAUCAUCACCUGGAGGCUGAACUGGGGCCACAUUCCCACCAGCAGCAGAGUGACGAUGAGCAGUGAGAACGGACACGGGACACUCAUCAUUCGGGAUGUGAAGGAGGCCGAUCAAGGCGCGUACACGUGUGAGGCCAUCAACGCCAAGGGCAUGGUGUUCGGUAUUCCUGAUGGUGUUCUGUCCCUGAAGCCAUCCAGAGGUCCUUGCACUGAGGGCUUCUUCCACGUGGAGACCACCUCUAGGUGCAUUCCCUGCUUUUGUUUUGGUGUCACCAAGGUGUGCCAACAGACGGGGCGCUACCGAAACCAGAUCAGACUUCGCUUUGACGCUCCCGAUGACUUUAAAGGUGUGAAUGUGACCUCUCCACAGGGCUUCCCUCCCCUCUCAUCUAAUCAGCUCCAGAUUGACACAACAGUUGAGGAGUUCCAGCUAGUUGAUCUUUCUCGAAGGUUCCUGAGUCAUGAUUCCUACUGGACGCUCCCAUUACAGUUCCUGGGAAACAAGGUGGACUCCUACGGAGGUGCCCUCAGCUAUAAAGUCCGCUAUGGUCUCACUCGAGGCCAGUCAGAACCAGUGAGAAGGCCAGACAUCAUUCUGAUUGGAAAUGGACAGAAACUGAUCUAUCGAGUUCAGUCAUUUACCCAGCCUACCGUUGUGAACCAGCGAGCGAUCCAAUUCACGGAGGAGAACUGGCAGCACGAAUCCGGAGCCGCCGUGACCCGGGAGGACCUGCUGAUGACCCUUCAGAAUGUGGAAGCCAUCAUGAUCCAAACUGUCUAUGACAACAAGAUGGCCAGUGUUGGCCUGGGAGACAUUGUCAUGGAUACGACCAGUGUGGAGUACACCCAGCUAGGAGUGGCAUUGGCCGUAGAAGAGUGCAGGUGCCCCGUGGGAUAUUCAGGCCUUUCCUGCGAAGUUUGUUCUCUACAGUUUGAGCGAGUUCCUGGAGGACCUUUCCUGGGGACCUGUUCCGGAUGUAACUGCAAUGGUCACGCCAGAUCCUGCGACUCUGAGAGCGGCUACUGCAUAAACUGUCAACACAACACGGAGGGGCCACAAUGCAAUAAAUGUAAGGCGGGCUUCUUCGGAGAUCCCACUAAGGGCACAGCCGAUGCCUGCCGACCCUGUCCUUGUCCUCUCAUGGACCCGACACGCAGGUACUCAGACACGUGUUUCCUGGACACCGAUGGUCAGCCAACGUGUGUGAUAACUGUGCUGAGGGCUACACCGGCCGGCGGUGUGAGAGGUGUGCCGUAGGAUAUGAUGGUGACCCAAUGAGACCUGGAGGGCGGUGCACAAAAUCCACUGCAGCCGAUACGGGGAUCUGUGAUGUUCGUGGCAGCGCCGUCUCCUCUCCCAACGCUUGUGUAUGUAAGCCGCAUGUCUCAGGGCAUUUGUGUAACGAAUGUAAAAGUGGAACUUUCUACCUCAGUGAGCGGAACCCAGACGGCUGCUUGAAGUGCUUCUGUAUGGGAGUGACCCGGCAAUGUUCGAGCUCCUACUGGAACCGAGACCAGGUCCGCGCUACAUAUGACAGCCAUGAAAGUGCGCCAUUCUCCAUCUCUAAUGCUGCCAGCACACGCACAAUCAGCGAGGGCAUCAGUGUGACAGGUCCAUCAGAGCUGACAUACAGCUCCUUCAACAACAUCCCUCAAGACGUCUACUUCUGGGUGCUGCCUGAGCGCUUCAAGGGGGACAAGGUCACAUCAUAUGGCGGAGAAUUGCGCUACACCAUCACCUAUGAGGCCUCCUAUGGGGCCCAGUCUCUGGAUACCCAGCCUCAUGUCGUUCUUCAGGGUAAUGGGAUCUUCCUGGAGCAUUACGCUGAUAUCAGAAGUUCUCCUGGAUUCCCCAUCACCAUCACCGUUCUCUUCCGAGAGCGUUUCUGGAGGAGGACGGAUGGUCAGGAAGCUACACGUGAGCACUUGUUAAUGGCGCUGGCAGAUAUCGACGUUCUGAUGAUCCGGGCGUCCUACGCCGAGAGGAUGGUGGAAAGUCGGAUCUCCAACAUCUACAUGGACAUUGCCCUUCCACAUGGUACAGGCCUGGACAAGGCGUUCGAGGUGGAGGACUGUUCCUGCCCCAUCGGCUACACAGGACCAUCGUGUCAGGACUGUGACAUUGGCUACACACGGUCUACCAGCGGUCUAUAUCUGGGCACAUGUGAGCGCUGCCAGUGUGGUGGCCAUUCUACGGAGUGUGACGGGGAGACAGGAGAAUGUCUGAACUGCCAACACAACACCGAGGGGCCCAAGUGUGACCGCUGUAGACCGGGCUUCUAUGGAGACCCAAGACGAGGAAGUCCUGGAGAUUGCCAGCCUUGUCCAUGUCGGGGCACCACCAGCCAGUACUAUGGAACAUGCUUCUUGGACUCAGAUGGUCAACCAACUUGCGAUUCCUGUCCCUCUGGUUACAUCGGACGUCAAUGUGAAAGGUGUGCGCCCGGUUACGUAGGAGAUCCAUCUCGAGGACAACCUUGCACAGGUCCCGGCCCCGGUCCCGGCCCUGGCCCUGGCCCCGCCCCAGCUGCCAGUGUGAUCUGCGGGGCAGCAUCAGUAAUACAUGUGACGCCCGCCGCCAGUGCCCAUGUAAGGCUCAUGUAGAUGGUCUUUCAUGCAGCACCUGUCGCCCCAACCACUUCUACCUCAACGUGGACAACCCAGACGGCUGCCUACCCGCUUCUGUAUGGGGGUCACCCAGCAAUGUACCAGCUCCAGCUACCACCGAGAAACUGAUCACUAGUCCAUUCCUACCUGGAAACUUCCAGAACUUUGCUCUGGUGAACCGUCAGCGCAGUAACCGCAUCACAACCGGAUUCACGGUGGAGAUGUCCAUUCAUGGGCCACAACUCUCCUAUCGUCAGUUCGACCAACUGGGCCAGGAGUCCUUCUAUUGGCAGCUACCAGAGAACUACCAGGGGAUAAGGUGGCGUCGUACGGUGGCACGCUGCGCUACACGCUCAGUUACACGGCCGGAGUCCGUGGCUCCCCGCUGCCUGAUGCAGAUAUUCAGAUCACGGGUAAUGACAUCACACUGGUUGCCUACCAGACUGAGCUACGUUCACGCGAGAUCAAGACCUUUGAGAUUGCCUUCCGAGAGAGUCAAUGGAAACGUCCAGAUGGGCAGCAGGCUACCCGCGAACAUCUGAUGAUGGCUCUGGCUGACCUCGAUGAAAUUCUUAUCCGAGCCUCGUAUUCCACAGACAUGUUAUCCGCCGGUAUCACUGGUGUGAGCAUGGAGACUGCUGGACCGUCUUACACCAGCCUGCCGCAGGCUUUGGAGGUGGAGGAAUGCCGCUGUCCUCCUGGAUACAAAGGCUUGUCCUGCCAGGACUGCGCACUUGGAUACACACGUACCGGAGGAGGUCUGUACCUCGGACACUGUGAGCCCUGUGACUGCAAUGGUCACUCCGAGACCUGUCACCCGGAGACCGGCACUUGUACGAACUGUCUACACAACACGGCGGGAGAGUUCUGCGACAAGUGCGCGCCCGGCUUCUAUGGCGAUGCCACGGCCGGAACUCCUGAGGACUGCCAGCCUUGUGCGUGCCCGCUGACCAACCCCGAGAACCAGUUUUCUAAGACCUGUGAAACGCUGGGUAUGGGUGGGUACCGUUGCACAGCCUGCCCUCCAGGCUACAGCGGACAGUACUGCGAGAGAUGUGCUCCUGGCUACACGGGAAGCCCUAAUAUCCGAGGACAGAAAUGUCUCCCUGAUGAUCAAAGAUCUUCCUUCAUUGUCAGAAUUUAUCCCGACAAAAGGACAGCUGCGGCGGGUGAGAAGGUGACCCUACACUGUCAGGGCAGUGGAGAUCCUCCUCACUACUACUUCUGGUCACGUGAAGAUGGGCGACCCUCUCCCCAGCAACUCCCAACUAAUAGACAGAGGAGAAAGUUUAUAUUUUCCCAACGUUCAGCCUUCUGAUUCCGGCAUCUACAUCUGUACUUGUCGCAACUACCAAUUCGCCAACACCAGCCGGGCGGAGAUCACCGUACAA
Staurois parvus is the source of this 5488-nucleotide messenger RNA. Lineage: Eukaryota; Metazoa; Chordata; Amphibia; Anura; Ranidae. The record is from the annotation of a GenBank genome assembly.